UGUCAUCGUCGCCAUAAAUAAUACGCUUUGCAGCUACACACAACAGUCCAAUGGGAAUUUCCAGGAUCAAGUCACCCAGUGAGGAACAUCUGGUACGUAAUCGGGCGAGAAUAAAGAAUUUGACAUAAAAAAUUCAGAACUCUCCGAAAAUUCACGGAAACCAUAUUAUAUUUCUUCAAGUGACGUAAUUACACAUAUGCAGAUAACCACGGAGAAUCAAAAUAUCUUCCGAUUUUGCUGCUCUUCGAAAGAAUAUAUUUUCAAAAUCUCAGUUCACAAUUUUAAAGAAAAAAAAUACUUCGUUCUCGGCGAGUUUAAUUAUCGAAACGUUUACAUCUUCAACAACGGUAAUAAUAGCGUCGUUAUUGUUCAGACUGUUGUCAAUAUCUAGUAGUUUAUCGUACGCAGUCGCCAGAACGGAAUUUCUCUAUCAGCUUUUUGUUCCGAAGUGAGAUUUACAUUUUAUCUGUGUGUGUAUAAAAAUUAAUGUUUUCUAUUUUGUGAAAUUAUAUAAUAAUAUUCCGAUCCUCGAAUUUAUUAUUUAUAACAGAAUGCGAGACAACCGAAUAAAUAGAAUAAAUGAAUUACAUUCCGGUUCGAAUCCUUAACAGAAAACAAAUUGGCAUAUAUUCAUGUUUUCUCUUCUAUAGGCUACUUAACUGUGGCCUUCUGAGUCUAAGCAAUAUUUGCUUAUUACGAAGAGUGCGUUCAAUAUUAUCAUAAGCUGGGAACUACACGGUCACAUACAACCCUAAAUUUCAUAUGUGAAUACGAGUCUAAGUACAUAUGUAGAUCUGAAUCGCGUCUAUGUACAGUGAUCAAACAUGCAGAAAGACUUUGCAUUAUUUCAACAUCUAAGUAUAAUUAUCAAACUAAUCGUUUGCAUCUUCAAAACACGUUAUCAGAACGAAAAUCAGUUCAAGUACAUGCAAACUUCGAGUUUAAUUUAUUAGAACUCGACAAGUGUAAGAGUAAUCUUUACUUCCAAUUUAUAAGGAUUUUAUAAGAUCUGUUAACAUUUGCUCUUCUAUUUAGAUUAAUAUUUAAAAAUAAAUAUUUAAAAAAUAUUAACGUUUAUGUAUGUGUGUGUAUAUAUAUUAAAAUCAUUAAAAAAAAAAUUAAAUUGAUAUUAAUCGCUCGUGUAUGUAUUUGUGUCACAAUCAGUAAUGUCUCUCAUUAUCAAAAUCUUUUUCUUUCAGCUGAAAUGCGACAGCAGAGAAGGUACGUUCCGCCUGAUACUUUGCCAUGACAUAGAUAUUGAGAAAAUUAGCACUUUGACUAAUUGCUAUAGUAUAUUUCGUAAGCAAUAGAAAAAAAGAAGAAAAACUCCUUUCUACUUCGAAUAUCAUAAAUAACUCACUCAAAAAAAUAAUCUUGCAGCUUCAACAAAAAUUAUGUGUGUGUAAAAAUUAGCUGAGGUAGAUAAAUGAUUAGCAAAUACUGUGAUAUGUACAUGUGUUGCACUUAAUCAAUCUAACUGACAGAAGCAGAAUUUAUAAACUCUAUACGUGACAGCUAAAAUUCAGAUACAAAAAUCAGCGAUACAUUUUGGUUGGUGGCAUCAAGAAAUCUGCCUCUAUCAGCAAAACAUUUUUUGGGGUGCUUAUCAUUCAAUAAAUGAAUAUUUUUUAAACGUGUUAUAUCUGAAUACUAGUUAUGGUUUAAAUGCAAAAAUCUAAUUGAAAUGGAAUACAUUGUAAUACAUAAUCAUAGUUGUUUCGUCAGAAAAGCAGUGCAAAAUUUAAAAAACAUUUUAGAAUAAAAUAAAAUUGAGCAAAAACGGAGAAAAAGACAUGAAAAAGAAAGAAAUACAUACACUUAAUAAUAUAUUAAAAACUAUAUUUUAGUAAACGUAACGCACAAAGCUUUUAAGGCAUUUAUGAUAUUAUCUAGUAUGUUUUUCGUAUUUCAACGAAGUCGACUCCCCUCCUCUUCCACCCGGCAGUCUCUUGUCGCAAUCGUUGUUUGCUCGUGAUCUCUCUCUCUCAAGAUCAAGAGAAAUCUGACCGAUAUUCAUUGUUCCGAGAGGAGCAAUGGGAACGCCUCCGUCACUGACUAGAACAGUGAAUCAAGCGUUAACCACCACUGACGUGAUCGACGAAAUUCUCUUAAAAUUUUGUGGUGCCAAUCACAGGAGUCGAAUUUCUGAGGGCAACGAGUAACGUGUUCCGAGACUAGUGCCUAUCUCCUAAGGUCGACCUGUCUGUUAAUGCAUAAUCGAUUGAUCUCAUGUGAACGAAAGCGCGAGGAGAUCCAGUCGUUGAGUUUGAACGGACAUGAAUCAGUGAAAUGAAUCUUUGGACUAGCGAUAAAUAUUAUUGUGCUCGAUAGUUCUCACAUUACACAUUUCUCCUCUCUUCAGUUCUGUCGCAUAUCAAUUCGCAGGAUAUCUUCUAAUCGAGUUCGAAUAAGAAAAAAGAUUGCAGUAUUGUAAGAAUUCAGGUAUGAAGAAAAAUUACUUAAAUUCCUUCGUACAUACACAUAUUCAAACGUUUGACACAACGGAAAAUUUUCAAUGUCAAUUAAAUCAAUUUUUGACGUGAAUGAGACACUGUUAGUUAAUAAAUAGUCAUAUUUUUAAAAUCGCAAACAUAUUUUUAUGAAUUCUUUAAUUCGAACAUUAAAAAUUUUAAUGUUCUUUUAAAUUUUUUUCUUUUAAAUCUAAAUUUUAAAUAUUCUAAAAUAUUUACAUUUAAAGUCCCUCCUUUCAUCAUUCGCGGAUAAGCGAGUUACGAUAAUACAGUAAGGACAGACAACAAAUAGGGCAAUGACGUGUAAUGUCGCGAUGUUAUCUUAAUUGAUCAUUAUCAAUUGCCACUUUACUGAAUAUACACGCCCGUAAGAAAGCGUAGAAAGAAAGAGAGAGAGAAAGAUUUAGUGUCGACAAGUGUAUGUUGAACUCGUUAUCAUUGGCACCAACGUAACCGUAUUGCGAUAGUGUUAAUGGCUGGCAGGCAAUGUGUCUAUCCGCGCGAUUUGCCCUCUCGCGAUACAUGAUGACGCGCAUCACGCCAUGCGGAUCCGGAGAGAACGGCAGGCACGUCACGCAGCGAGCGAAUCUUUAAAUUCGUUGCGUACCGCGUGAAGGAAAUUGCGAUUGCCGCACGUGUGUUGCGGGAAAAUGCCGCGUGUAUUGCAUUAUGUGCUCGUUUAUUGUCACGUACGUUUCGAGAAACCGCGCACACAUUCAUUUAAAUAAAUAUCGACUCCGGCGCGUGCGGCAGCGGUUAGCGCAGUAUUCGGACGGAAUUCAACUGGUCGGACUACUAAUUUGACCACCGUCACGUUUGUUCUCGCUGUUUCGUACAUCUUGUAUCUAAUAUAUCAUUAUGGUGAAAGUUAUCGUACGUUAUAGCAAGUGUGCUGCGAUCAAUAAUCGUCAAAUCGGUGUAUGACAAUGUACUACUUGAGCGACGAUAUGUCGACGACUGGCCCGGAAUUGAUGGUCAGACGACCAGUCUACCAGCAGGAUGAACUUAAUCACUUGUGCAAAUAUGUAAAGCCUAAGAGAAUCCUUUGCAAUGAGAUGUCAAGACGAUGCAAAAAUAUCAAGCCAGUUGCACUUUUAAAAAAAAUGAUACCUUUGACCGACUGGCUUUCUUCGUACGAUUGGAAAAAUAAUAUCUUAGGAGAUAUUGUUGCUGGAAUUACUGUUGCUGUGAUGCAUAUUCCACAAGGUAUGGCGUAUGCAAUACUGGGUAACGUUCCGCCAAUUGUCGGUAUAUACAUGGCUUUCUUCCCGGUUUUGGUGUAUUUCUUUCUUGGCACAUCCAGACACAAUUCUAUGGGUACGUUUGCGCUCAUCUGCAUGAUGACUGGCAAAGUCGUUACAACAUACAGUAGCACUGCAGUUUCGACAAAUAACACGUCAGCCGAGAACGGCACCUUAAUUUCCGACGUAAGCCAUCAAUAUUCGCCAGUGGAAGUUGCAACCGUAGUUACAUUCACGGUUGCCGUUAUACAGUUAGGAAUGUACGUGCUGCGUUUGGGUGUAAUCUCAUCUCUCCUCGCGGACAGUCUCGUAAGUGGAUUCACAACUGCAGCAGCGAUGCAUGUAUUUACAUCGCAAAUAAGGGAUCUCUUUGGAUUGAGCGACCUACCACGGCGCAGGGGUGCAUUCAAGCUUAUUCUCACUUACGUAGAUGUUUUCAACAGUAUGAAUAACAUCAAUACAACAGCUGUGAUAUUAUCUUGCAUUACUAUUUUAGCCAUUAUGUUCAACAACGAAGUUCUUAAGCCAAGGGUUGCAAAGUUAUGCCCCUUUCCUAUUCCGAUAGAAAUGCUCGUGGUAGUAAUCGGUACCGUUGUAUCGAUGCAAAUGAAUCUUACAGAUACUUAUAACGUAAUAACGGUUGGCAAUAUACCAGUAGGAUUGCCAGUCCCGUCUGUACCACCGUUGUCUCUUAUACCCAACAUUUUAGUAGACAGUUUCGUGAUUACUAUGGUCGCUUACACAAUAUCAAUGUCUAUGGCAUUGAUUUUCGCGCAGAAGGAGGGUUACGAAAUCGAUUCUAAUCAAGAAUUGAUGGCUCAGGGAAUGGGAAACCUUGUAGGCUCUUUUUUCUCCUGCAUGCCGAUUACGGCUUCGCUGUCCAGAUCAUUGAUUCAGGUAACUGUAGGUGGACACACACAGCUAGCGAGUUUGAUAUCAUGUGGAAUCCUGGUGAGCGUAUUGCUAUGGAUCGGGCCAUUCUUUCAACCUUUGCCACGAUGUGUUCUAGCGAGUAUAAUUGUAGUGGCGUUAAAAGGGAUGCUGAUAAAGGUCACCGAGUUCAUGAAAUUUUGGAGAUUGGAUAAGACGGAUGCCGUAGUUUGGGCUGUCACUUUUAUUGUCGUAGUGCUCUUUGACGUCGAGUACGGAUUAUUAGUCGGCGUGCUUCUAUGCAUCGGAAGGUUACUUCUCCUCGCGAUGCGACCUUACACGUGUAAGCUCGCGCAAGUACCAGGCACUGAGCUCUACUUGGAUUUCAAAAGAUACAAAGGAACUGUGGAAAUUCCCGGCAUCAAGAUCUUCCACUAUUCCGGGACCCUGAAUUUUGCAUCUAAGCAAUAUUUUCGUGAGGAAGUGUAUAAUAUUGCAGAGAUAGUACCGCAAAAGGAGCUACAAAAACGUUUACAAGCCGCAUGCAACGGCUCAACGGCGGAACAAAUUAAAAAGCUACGUAUUCUCAUAUUGGAUUUCACCGCAUUGUCACAUAUCGAUCUGGCAGGCGCAAAUGUGUUACGAAACAUUGUUGAUGAAUAUUGCAACAUAGACGUGUCUAUUUACAUAGCAGGUUGUUCCGGUCCCGUGUACGAAAUGAUGAGAAAGUUCGAUUUGACUGUGUAUAACGAGAACCACUUUUUCGCCAUGUUCCCCACCGUUGCUGAUGCGGUACAUUUCGCACGUUCUCACGGUGAAGUGCCAUCGACACCAACAUGGAGCACUUGCAUUCACGACGAGAAUUAUAUCAGCAGACUUUGAAAUUUGUGAAACGAGAAGUUGCUUAUAUUACACCACCGAAAAGCGUAUCGUCAAACGCCUUUAUAAUACCGUGAAUAUUUACAUGUCUUAUCGCGAUUAUUCACGUACUUCACACACAAUGCAAAUUAUUUAUUUAAGGUGAUAAUAUUCGGUGCUACACUCAGAAAAAAUCAUUAUUUUAAUUAAAUCUUUUAACUUGACUAAGUUUCUGCAGUUUAAAUUCUCAUGCAUUUAAUUUAAAUACUUAAAAUACUUAAACUUUAAUUAAAAAAUUUACAUAUUUAACUAAAAGACAUAAAUAUUUAAACUUUAGAAAGAAAUUUAAUUAAGUUAAAAAAUUUAAUCAAAUUAAUAACUUUUCAGUAUGCGUAUUUUCCAUAAUGACCGUUCGAUCAUUUACUGACAAUAAUGCUAUAUAUAUUUACGAUUUAGCAAAAUUUCGCGUCUGUAUAACGAUAUAUGGUUAAGAGUUUAAAAUAGACCGCAAUAACAAAUUAUUGGAGCAAUAUUUCCAAAUUGUUAUUAAAAUAUAAAAUUUUCUUAAAAAAUAUAUAAUAAACAAUAUAAAAUCAUGUGCAUAUACCAUUUAUAUGUGCAUUAUUUUAUAAUGUAAAGGAUAAAGUUUAAGAACUUCUUUUCUGUAUUGUGUGGAGGAGCAUCGUACGAUUACGAUGUGGUUAAGAAAAUCUUAUGACGAAGACUCUCAAAAUAGUACAAGAACAUAAACCGAAGAAUAUAUCGCCGAAUAUAUUUGAUUCAAAUAACAGUCUAACAAGUUCUAUUUGUAUCUUAACAGAAAAAUGUCAAAGCUGCAGAACUAAUUGUAUUACUUUCAAAUGUGAGUCGUAUCAAAAAUCAACUUUUGUUUUCUUUCAUUGCGUCGCUUAUUUAUUGUUACAAUACUUAUUAACGUUAAUUAUUUAUAUUUAAGUUGGCAAGUUUACUGAUUAGUAAAAUUUUCUUACUAAAGAAAAAAUCAAUAUUGAUUCAUUCGCACUGACAGAUCCUCUAUUAAAUGUAAAAUGUUUAACCAGUUAAAACUGGUGAAUGUCAAUCCGAUUUAAAUGAGAAUUUUGUAAUAAAAUCACAUCAAAUGCAUUUAUUGCUCAAAUAAAUGACAUAGCAGUCAAUUUAUUUGACAGUACUCAACAA
Molecule: messenger RNA, 6616 nt
Organism: Monomorium pharaonis (pharaoh ant)
Lineage: Eukaryota; Metazoa; Arthropoda; Insecta; Hymenoptera; Formicidae
Product: solute carrier family 26 member 10
Exons: 14
Coding region: 3392-5464 (690 amino acids)
Biological process (GO): transmembrane transport
Cellular component (GO): membrane
Molecular function (GO): bicarbonate transmembrane transporter activity; oxalate transmembrane transporter activity; sulfate transmembrane transporter activity
Source: RefSeq, a predicted model, not a curated record